Molecule: messenger RNA, 1930 nt
Organism: Aethalodelphis obliquidens (Pacific white-sided dolphin)
Lineage: Eukaryota; Metazoa; Chordata; Mammalia; Artiodactyla; Delphinidae
Gene: GRPEL1
Product: GrpE like 1, mitochondrial
Exons: 4
Coding region: 12-698 (228 amino acids)
Biological process (GO): protein import into mitochondrial matrix; protein folding
Cellular component (GO): PAM complex, Tim23 associated import motor
Molecular function (GO): adenyl-nucleotide exchange factor activity; protein homodimerization activity; protein-folding chaperone binding
Source: RefSeq, a predicted model, not a curated record
CGCCUCCGCGCAUGCCCCGUGCGCGCGCAGACCCCGCGGCAGUGAUGGCGGCUCGGUGCGUGAGGGUGGCGCGGCACAGCCUUCCGGCUUUGGCGUUGUCUCUCAGGUCCUCUCCUCGGCUGCUGUGCACAGCUACAAAACAGAAGAACAAUGGCCAGAACUUGGAAGAGGACAUGGGUCAGAAUGAACAGAAGACAGAUCUGCCCUCUGCAGAGAAGACACUGAUGGAAGAGAAGGUCAAGCUGGAAGAGCAGCUAAAGGAGACCAUGGAAAAGUAUAAGCGAGCUUUAGCAGAUACGGAGAACUUGCGGCAGAGGAGCCAAAAAUUGGUGGAGGAGGCGAAACUAUAUGGCAUUCAGGGCUUCUGCAAGGACUUGCUGGAGGUGGCGGACAUUCUGGAGAAGGCAACACAGUGCGUCCCAAAGGAGGAGAUUAGAGACGAUAACCCGCACCUGAAGAACCUCUACGAGGGGCUCGUGAUGACUGAGGUCCAGAUCCAGAAGGUGUUCAGGAAGCACGGCUUACUGCGGCUGAACCCCGCGGGGGCCAAGUUCGACCCCUACGAGCACGAGGCCUUGUUCCACACGCCGGUUGAGGGCAAGGAGCCGGGCACGGUGGCGCUCGUUACCAAAGUGGGGUACAAGCUGCACGGGCGCACCCUGAGACCCGCCCUGGUUGGGGUGGUGAAGGCGGCUUAGCGGCCCCCACGGGCUCCUGGGCUUUGUUACCAUCACUCGCUGACUCAGGCCACUUCAUCUUUCCUCAGCUGCGGGUGCGCGUGACCUUUUCCUAAACCUUGUUGCCAGGCUUUAGUGACCAGUGGCUGGACAGGAAGUAAGCCAGUUGCACAGUUGUGUUAAUGAACAUUCGGGAGUUACUAGUUCCACGUGCUCACAGGACAGGCCGGCGGGAUGCUACCGGACCCUAGGGUAUCAGGAAAAACACCGUGUCUGCUCAAACUCUGGUGACGUCAGAGUAUUUCAAAUGAAUAAAAGGUCUUCAGGAGUCCUGCUGUUUGCUAGCUGGCUGCGCCGGCUGCACUGCGUCCUCUGCGUCUCACUGUAGCACGCGAGUUCCUGGACUGCUUAGCCACCACCCGUCACUCAGUGAAGGCAAGGCAAGAGUUUAAACAUUUUUCUUGCUAAGAGAAAUUGUACGACACCCUUGGUGAAGAACGCGUUUGCGUUCGUUUAUGAUCAGUUACUGUCUCGCUGCUAAGAGCGAUCGUCUUCUGGCUUUGGGAGGUGUGAGACCAGCGGGCACACCCUAACGUCCUCACCUCCUUAUUUUCCCAGUAACUGAAUUUGACACACUCAAGUUACUUUCGUCCUGUUUUGUUCAUCUCUUUAUAGAAAGGUUUAAAUCUAUACCCAACUAGUUACUAAUGACCAGAAGGUACUUUCCCCCUAGUAAGAUGGACUUCCUUAGAAAUCUGAGGGACUGUGUGCUUGGUUAUGUUUUAAAUGUUAAAUUUAAAAUUUUAUUUCAGAGGAUUGAAGCCCUGUUGUUUAUUUUCCUACGCUCUGCUAGCUGUGUGCUUUGGUGGAGGAGAUCCUUACUAAGCAGAGAAGUCUGGCUUAGCUUUCCGGGUCUUUGCUCAAAUCCUGCAGCUGUGCGCCUGACACACGUAAACGUGUUGGCUUCUGUCCCGGAAGGGGACCGUGGACACUUGGAAGCAGCAGCAAGGACACACGACCAGCAAGCGCUGGCCCUGUGACUCGCCGCCGGGCUCUCCGUUCCUCGCUUGAGGGGAAAAGUUGAAUGACUGAAGUAUUCUUAUAAACGAGGGGAAAAAAAGUAACCUUCCACUAGCUUUGCUUCUAAGAGGUACUUCUAGGAUUAAAGGUCAAUACUACGUAAGAAAGGUGGGUAGUCGAUUUGAAAGGUGUAGGUGAUAUUCCCAUAAUUAAAAUUCCAAUUUAUACCAUUU